AUGGAAUACUCUCCGCAAUAUCAACAACAACAUGGCCAACACCCUGGACACCCAUCUUCUCAUAUGGCCGGUCCCUAUCAGCCAACACCGCAAAACCCGGGGUCUGUGGGGUCGAUGACUUCUCCCACCAACCCUCAAGCACACAUGCAACAAACGCAUCCCACGCAUCAGGCAUCACCUGUUGUCCCGUCACAAUCGCAUUAUCAACAGGCGCAAAAUGCACCAGGCCCGAUGCAUCAACAAAUGAAUUUUCCCCAAUCAUACGGCGUCACAGCGGCCAUGCAACCGCAACCAUACGGCAUAUCCCCAACCCAGGCUGCUGCCAUGGCCACUGCGGCCGCGUCGGGGCAGUUCUAUCCCGUUCAUGGCGAUUCGAUGGCUGGUCAGAUGCAACAGGGCCCGCGCGGCUCACCACGCAUGGCAGGAGUACCGGUGAAAGCUGACAGGAACCCCCGAUCACCUCAAAUGCCUGGUCAGAUACCACCGAUGGGUACGCAGGUACCGCUGCCUCCCGCCGCCCAGAUGCAGCAACGUCGCAUGAGCCAUGUGGGUAGCCCACACGUGCAGAAUGCACAGCCCGUUCUCAAUCACGUCGGUCGACCUUCAGUGCCUCCUCCAAUGCCUCCGCCCCAGCACCCCGUUCAACAAACCCAAGCAUCACCCGACAUGGUUCCCAGUGGUGCGGAGGAGUCUCCGUUGUACGUGAAUGCGAAACAGUUUCAUCGUAUUUUGAAGCGGAGAGUUGCCCGACAGAAAUUAGAAGAGCAGCUACGACUUACCUCGAAAGGUCGCAAGCCGUAUCUUCAUGAGUCACGCCACAAUCAUGCGAUGCGCCGACCCCGCGGCCCCGGCGGUCGAUUCCUUACUGCAGAUGAAGUCGCGGCCAUGGAGAAGAAGGGUAUCGGUUUAGGCCAGGAGAACGCAGAUCCAAAUGCGUCCAAAUCGCUGAGUGACAGCUCGCCUUCGUCUCAGAAACGCAAGGCAAGUGAUGGGAAUAACGAUAACUCUAACUCAGCUAAGAAAGCAAAGACCGGUGCGCGAAAGGCCAGUACCAAUGCUGACGAAAGCGAGCCUGAAUCCGGUGCGCCCUCAGACGAGGAUGGUUGA
Aspergillus puulaauensis is the source of this 1107-nucleotide messenger RNA. It is a transcript of the gene hapB, whose product is annotated as transcription activator HAP2. Bases 1 to 1107 code for a protein of 368 amino acids. Gene Ontology annotation, biological process: regulation of transcription by RNA polymerase II. The record is from RefSeq and is a predicted model, not a curated record. The transcript has a single exon. Lineage: Eukaryota; Fungi; Ascomycota; Eurotiomycetes; Eurotiales; Aspergillaceae. Gene Ontology annotation, cellular component: CCAAT-binding factor complex. Gene Ontology annotation, molecular function: DNA-binding transcription factor activity, RNA polymerase II-specific; RNA polymerase II cis-regulatory region sequence-specific DNA binding.